AUGUCUUCGUGUCCAUUAUCUCCGGUAUUGGGUCUGAGUGUCAGAUUCGAUCGUGAGGUUGAGAAUGUACUGGCAAAAAACCCUACACAGUCAGCAAAACAGGUAUUCUUCGAAGUCUGGCAAAGAUUAAUGCCUGAGUACGAGGCCAUGCAGCAAGCGUUGAAUCAAUAUCUCUCCUGGCAGCUUGAAGAAAGUUCGAUACGUGCAACAUUAAAUAGCAGGGUGAAAAAGGACGAUUCUAUCUGCAAGUCAAUCGAACGUCGUGAAGAAUUCCGUGGCAAGGAGUACGACAGCCCAGGACUAAUUCGUAAUGGUAUUCAUGACCUUAUCGGUUUUCGGAUCAUUGUGGACUAUCCGUCUGGUCUUGAUCAAUCAUACCAAUUGAUCAAGAAAAGGUUCUCCGUUGAAGGCAUCAAUACCUUCUCGUCAGAUCGCGAUGUGGGAGUUCUUUGGAAACCCAGGUUUGGAGCAUAUGAAGGUCGAAACUUUCAGGUGAGGAUGCGACCUGAUGAGUAUAACACAAGACUUUCACUCUACUAUGGAGUACUUUUCGAGAUUCAAGUCACGAGUAUCGCAGAGAGUUUAUACAACAAACUGGCCCACCCACUACAGUACAAAGAGUCCGCAGGCACACUAUCUCGUCAGGAUGAGAUGAUCAUUGAUAUGUCACACGGGCUUUCCCUUUGCUACUGGAUUACGAUCGCGUGUAUGGAAGAAAGACUAGAGACAAACUCAAAGACGACCCACGAGAAUUCCCCGCUUCCCGGUCCUAUCAGAAUUAUUGCCGGGCGUGAUCCUGAGGAAAACCCGGACGAUCUUGACGACCUCGUGAGGGUCACGCCUGAUAUGCCGAUCAUAUCAGGUGACAGGUCUCUUAGAGGUUCAAAGGCCGGAUCUUCAACCUUGAAAAGAACUGCACCAUCGGAGGACACAGUCUCGAUAGAACUACUCCUCAGAUCACUUACUGAUCUGCCUCGAGAGUACCGUUCAGAUACUGAUAUAUGGAAUGGAAUUAGAGAUAAACUCGGGUUAGAUGAUGGGACCUACAACAGAUUUCUCACGAGUUUUACAUACGACCGAAUGAAUGACAGGAAGAACUCUAUCCAGAAACGUCAUCACAACACGUUCGAAUGGGUAUUCGGAGAAGAGAAGGCUCAGGAAAGCUAUUACGGAGUAGUCGAAGUACCUACUCUAGCCAGCUGGCUAGAAGAGAAUAUCCAUUGUCUAUACUGGGUCAGUGGGAAGCCCGGAUCAGGAAAAAGCUUCUUCAUGAAGUUCAUCGAGAAGGAUGAGCGGACGAAAGCAAUGCUUCAGAGAUGGAAGCCCCAAUACUGCAUCAUCUCACAUUACCUGUGGAAACUUGGGAGUAACGAUCAAAGCAGUUUCAAGGGCUUGGUUUGCUCGCUAUUUCAUCAGGUUUUGCAGAAUGAGAAAGCCAUUGCUUUGCGACUCUUGCGCGAGUCACCGAGCUUCUGCCACAAGAAUGAUGUUACCGACUGGGAUAUUGAAGAUGUCAAAAGGCUACUGUUUGAUGUUCUCCGCCGCUCAGAUCACCCGUACCUUCUCCUCAUCGAUGGAUUGGACGAAAUGUCGAAGCCCCAUGACGGUAUGAACCAAGUAUUCAGCUUUUUGGACGGUCUUGCCAAGUUAGAUCGAGUGAAAGUCUGCGUGUCCAGUCGUCCUGAGAGUCUCUUCGUCACCAGAUUCAAAUCUCAACCUAGCCUGCGAAUGCAAGAUCUCACGAGGAACGACAUUCUCAAUUAUACAGUCGAUAAGCUUGGGCAAUUACAUAUCGAGGUCGACGAUGAGAAAUUCCAAAAGGCUACCUACGAAAUCUUCACAAGAGCAGAAGGUGUUUUCAUAUGGGUUUACAUGGUUUUGAAGGACAUUCAACAAGAUGUUGAUGAACUCGAUGAAGGAUGGGAUGACAUACUCGAUCGUAUUUCCAAGCUACCAAGUGAUCUUAUGGGACUUUAUCGGGACAUGUUAUCGAGGUUUGCCUUGAACGGGGAACGAUAUGUCAAGAAAGCCGCACUAUACUUUCAGUACAUCCAACAGAGGCCUAGGAGCAUGAAUUCCGAUAUCGCUAUGCUCUCUAUAGCCGCGGAUGAGGCUGCUCUGGAGUCUUUUGCAGGACCAAAUGACACCCCUUGCGUAGACGAGUGGGUAAAGCUCUGUAUAAACACCGAGAAGACUCUUUUCCGGAUCUCUGCUGGACUUUUGGAGGUCAAGACUGAAAGAAAUCAUGUGCCACAUGCAUCACUUUCAGGAUAUGACAGCAAAAUGGCGCCAUGGAUAGCAAAACAAGUCGACUUCAUACAUAAAACCGCCAUUGACUUUUUAGAAGGCGAGGAAGGGCAUAGGCUUUUCGGAACAUAUGCAAAGACCCCCAAAUGCAUGCUCAUGAUAUAUGUCAAGGUAAAAUUCGCCCUUCACUCUAUCACGCGUCACAAUUGUGACCCUCUAUGGCAUAUUCUUGAAAUUCUACCAGAAGAAAGCGACGACUCAUACCCCAUUCGUGUCUCACAUGACAUUCGAUCCUUCAUUCACGCUUGUUCUAUCGAUAAGUCAAAAGACCUUAUACGCCCACCCUAUUCUGUGAGCUACGAGAACUUUUUCAUAUUCUACCUUGCCUACCAUCAACGCUACGAUUGGGCUCAAGAAUUGAUCAAGUCCUGUGGCACUCAUAAUCUUGAAGCUUCAGCUUAUGUUAUGCUCGGUGCGUGCGAGUCAUGCCCUUGUUUGCCUCAUAAUGAUAAUUUCAGACGCUACAGACUCAUUCUUAACAUGUUGAAGAAUCAAUCUAGAGUAUAUGAAAACAGAGUCGAAGAUUCAUCAACUAAACAAGGCGCAACUGACGCAAUUCUGUGGGCUUGGCGCUCCUUCCUGUUGACCGAACUUGACCCAAACAAUCGGCUGAUCUUCGAAGUUGACAGGGUCGGUUUAGGAAUCCACGAGGACUUUGUUACCCACAAACACCUGGUCAAAGAAAUCGUGGGUCUGUUUAUGACACUUGGAGUUAUGAACAAAGUGCCAGGGCCGAAAUAUAUUGUUUCAAGCGGGCCUGAUUGUCAAGGGUUCAAGCUUGUAAGGGACAGAGUACACCGGGAAUCCCAUUUUGGAUUCAAAUCUUCAACGUCACAAUUUGCAUUCUUGAUGAAACCAACAUAUUACAUCGAAGUAAAUGAUGCAUGGUUACUUCAACAGCUGUUAGAUGGGAUGUUCAUCACACAAGAUAUUGCAAACAUGGUGAAGGAACAUGCUUUUAUGCGUAUCCUUCUUGCAGACAAAGAAACUGAUUCCUUCCUGAUAAGAAAGAACGAUGGUACACAAGAAGCUACAGUGGGCUACCUCGAGGAUUUGGGUCCCAUAGGUGUGCUUCCUGACGAAAAGUUCAGGCCUUUGGAAGAAACUAUUUUGGGAAGUUGUGAGUAUAUGAUCCCUGUUUUGGACAGAAUUGGUUACGAUUUACCGGACGUGAACAAGACACACAUUUGCUUAUAUGAGUUGACUUAA
This is a messenger RNA of Fusarium venenatum, 3516 nucleotides long. NCBI's taxonomy places the organism in Eukaryota, Fungi, Ascomycota, Sordariomycetes, Hypocreales, Nectriaceae. The record is from RefSeq and is a predicted model, not a curated record.